Miscanthus lutarioriparius is the source of this 1026-nucleotide messenger RNA. NCBI's taxonomy places the organism in Eukaryota, Viridiplantae, Streptophyta, Magnoliopsida, Poales, Poaceae. The record is from the annotation of a GenBank genome assembly.
AUGGCGACCGUGCUGAGGAGAGCCGUGGCGCAGCGCUUCGCGUCGUCGUCGUCGCCGGCGACGUUUGUGCUCCGGCGGUUCCUGCAGGAGCAGCCGGCGUUCCGCCCCGCCGUGCCGCCCGACCGCGGCUUCAUGCCCCUGGGCGCCGACCGGAUCCGGGACCUCGGGGUCGGCUUCGCGUUCCCGCGGAUCAACCUCGACGGCCUCGUCCCGCCCGCCGCGCCGGCUCCGGGGCCGGCCAGGCGGGAGCCGACGGACGCGGCGCUGCCCGCGGCGGCGAGUCUCACGGUGGAGGAGGCGCGCAAGGUGCUGCGCGCCACGCAGAUGGAGGCGGCGCGCGCGCGGAUUCGGGCGUCCGGCGCCGGCGCCGUGCCGUACGCCGACUUCCUGCGCCUCUGCUGCGACGCCGCCGGCCCGGACGCGGGGCCCUCCGUCGCGCGCGCGCUCGACGAGUCCGGAUCCGUCAUCGUGCUCGGCAAGACCGUCUUCCUCAGGCCCGAUAUGGUCGUCAAGGCAAUCGAGAAUGCCAUUCCCGUGCGGCAAGCGCUGCCCGUCGCUGCGGAGAGCAGCGACCCCGCAAGGGAGGAGGAGCUGAAGGCCAUGGAGGCGCAGAAGGCGGACAUCGACCGCGCGGCGGCGGCGCAGGUGCGGCGGGAGCUGUGGUGCGGGCUGGCGUACCUGGUGGUCCAGACGGCCGGGUUCAUGCGGCUCACCUUCUGGGAGCUGUCGUGGGACGUGAUGGAGCCCAUCUGCUUCUACGUGACGUCCAUGUACUUCAUGGCCGGCUACGCCUUCUUCCUCCGCACCAAGAAGGAGCCGUCGUUCGAGGGCUUCUUCGAGAGCCGGUUCGCGGCCAAGCAGAAGCGCGUGAUGCGGGCCAGGGGCUUCGACCUCAGCAGGUACGAGGAGCUCCGGAGAGCCUGCGGCGUGCCGCCGGCGCCGCUUCAGGCCCAGGCCCGGACCCCCUGCGCGAGCGCGGGGGCGCAGGAGAGCGGCCAUUGCCAUUCUUACUGCCAUUGCCAUUGA